CGGAUGGACAGCUGAGAAUCAUGGAGCAAGAAGCGGCGGCGGUGAGUUGGAGAUUAAGAUGAUCAUCUCACGGCUUGAAGAUGGUCCCAACUCCUGGCCAUUCCAUGUUUCAGUGCGCUGCUCACCAUAAUGGCUAAAGUCUUCAUAACCUGGGCUCUGUUCGCAAGCCUUGGCUUGGCAACGACGCAAGUAGACCUGGGAUACUCAAUUUACCAAGGAGUCAAGAAUUCCACGACUGGACUAACUACGUUCCUGGGAGUCCGGUAUGCAGCCCCUCCAAUUGGUUCACUACGAUGGCAAGCUCCUCAAAGUCCGGCCGUGAAUCGUACCGUCAUGAGCGCAAGUUCCUUCGGUCCAAUUUGUCCCAACUCACCGUUGAGUCUUGGACCUUUUGGCUCUGUUGGAGCAAUUGCCUCAACUGAAGACUGUUUGUUCCUAAAUGUGUAUGCGCCAUCGAAUGCGAAGAACUUGCCAGUCCUGGUCUACAUACACGGUGGUGGAUAUGGGGCGGGGAAUGGGCAGCAAGACCUCAGUUCGAUAAUCAAUGGCAAUGGCAACAGUUUCAUUGGCGUCGCCAUACAAUAUAGGCUCGGCGCCUUUGGAUUUCUGUCAUCUGCGGAAGUGAAGCGCAAAGGUGUGCUCAACGCCGGUAUUCUAGAUCAGCAUUUUUCUCUGGAAUGGGUACAGAAAUAUAUUGCUUGCUUCGGUGGAGACCCAAACCGUGUCACCAUCUCGGGCGAAUCUGCUGGAGCUGGCUCUGUGAUGCUCCAUGACAUUGCUUAUGGCGGGACUCUUGGCACAUCUUUGUUCAUCAACUCCAUUACUGCCUCUCCUUAUACCCCGGAGCAAUAUGAAUACUCUGAUCCCGUUCCCACUGCUCUAUAUGAUAAGUUUGCCAUUGCCGCUGGCUGCCCCACUGGACCUACCAGUUUCGAAUGUUUAGUAGCACAAAAUAGCACGACUUUGCAAGAAGCAUCAUUCAAUGGCUUUACUCCUAUGACCGAUGGUACAUAUAUUCAGCAGCGACCCAGUCAAGCUUUGCUGCAAAAGAAGGUCAACGGUCUGAAGCAACUCUCUGGGAAUAACGCUAAUGAAGGCAAUUUAUUCGUGAUUUCCGGUAUCACCACAGAGAGUGACUUGGUAGCUUACGUGAACGAAACAUUUUUCAUGCUCACUAGUACCGAGCAAAACACCCUCCUCAAUUACUACUCAUUCAUUGCCGAUCCACAAGAGGCAGCAUACGAAAUAUAUGGCGAUGCUACCUUGGUCUGUCCCAGCUAUUGGUUGGCCGAGGCAUAUUCAGCGAAAGAUUCAUUGAAAGGCUACAAAUACCAGUAUUCAGUACCAGUUGCCCUGCACGGGACGGACACCGCUGCCUAUUUCGGCCCACCAACUGUGAAUCAAGGUCCCGACUUUGUGAAAGCCUUCCAAACCAUAUGGGGAAACUUCGUCACCAAGAACGACCCCUCGAUAAGCAACAGCAUCGCAAACGGUGCAGCUUCUCCAUCUCCACAUGCGCCAAAUCCGGCAAGUCAUUGGCCGCCAUACUCCAGAGCUGCUCCAGAAUUCAUUAAUCUUAAUGAGACGGGCGGUACUCUGGCGAAUGUCACAUCGCCUUUUGGAACGAUUGUUUUGGAGUAUAUCGAGCCAGGUUUGAAGAACAAUAUUACGUUGUUGAAUGCGUACACAUUCGAGAAUGAUAGAGGUGUCAGGUGUGAUUAUUGGAGGAGUAUUUCUGCUAAUGUUCCUGAGUAA
Mollisia scopiformis is the source of this 1755-nucleotide messenger RNA. Its product is annotated as alpha/beta-hydrolase. The record is from RefSeq and is a predicted model, not a curated record. The transcript is spliced from 8 exons. NCBI's taxonomy places the organism in Eukaryota, Fungi, Ascomycota, Leotiomycetes, Helotiales, Mollisiaceae. Bases 130 to 1755 code for a protein of 541 amino acids.